Scleropages formosus (Asian bonytongue) is the source of this 3369-nucleotide messenger RNA. It is a transcript of the gene cry1b, whose product is annotated as cryptochrome circadian regulator 1b. The transcript has 13 exons. NCBI's taxonomy places the organism in Eukaryota, Metazoa, Chordata, Actinopteri, Osteoglossiformes, Osteoglossidae. Gene Ontology annotation, biological process: entrainment of circadian clock by photoperiod; circadian regulation of gene expression; negative regulation of DNA-templated transcription. The coding region runs from base 692 to 2491 and encodes 599 amino acids. Gene Ontology annotation, cellular component: cytoplasm; nucleus. The record is from RefSeq and is a predicted model, not a curated record. Gene Ontology annotation, molecular function: FAD binding; DNA binding.
GGGAGCAGAAGAAGCGCUGUUACAUGGCCGAAAUAGGAGUGGUUUUGUACUGGAAGCGGAAUCCAUUAAUUUAAUGGUGUUUAUAAAGAGUCAAUAGAGACACGAAGUAUAUUGGAAUCGAUUAAUACGGCGAAAACGGAUGAUAUACUACUAAAUAUGAAGAGGGAGUCUUCAUCAUCAGCGUUUUAAAUGAUAAAAAAAAUACUGGUGUGGCCGCCUGGUGAUCGUUGUUGAUCUCGCGUAGUAGGAAGGAUAAGGCAUAAGCACGUUAUCCGCUAGCGCACCGCCGGUGAUCCUUCGUAUAGGUUUCCGUCUUUUGAAACUUUUAAAACUUAUAUUCGUGAUAUUGUAAUUCAUUUCCGCCGUUUCUUCUACUUGUGUAUCUACUUUGACGAAAACAAGUUAUACAAUCUAGGCGGCUGUGUAAGGCGUGUCGGCGCGGUCCUAGAGCCGGCCGGUUGAAGGUGUGCAUAUGGUGGCGCUGUCCAUGAACACUUCAUUCAACACCAUGGAAAAGCUUCUGCUGGAGCAGGGUUAAAAAAGCUACGGACUCCAGUACUUUCAUUUUUAUUGAGAAAAAGUGAUCUGGGCUGCCUAUUUGCAUACAUCCCGGUCUUGCUGUUAUAUUGGUGAUCAGGAGUUGAGCAUAGUAAGUAGAAAGGCCAGUACUUGACUGUACACCGUAGAAGUAAUGGUCGUGAAUACGAUCCACUGGUUCAGGAAGGGCUUGCGGCUCCACGACAAUCCUUCUCUCAAGGAAUCCAUCCAAGGGGCAGACACCGUGCGCUGUGUUUACAUUUUAGACCCUUGGUUUGCGGGGUCCUCCAAUGUGGGCAUCAGCAGGUGGAGGUUUCUACUGCAGUGUCUGGAGGACCUGGACGCCAGCCUUCGCAAGCUCAACUCCCGCCUUUUUGUCAUUCGUGGACAGCCCACUGAUGUCUUCCCCAGGUUAUUUAAGGAAUGGAGCAUCAAGCGGCUGUCCUACGAAUAUGACUCGGAGCCCUUUGGCAAAGAGCGGGACGCAGCCAUCCGGAAGCUGGCCAGUGAAGCCGGCGUCGAGGUUGUGGUCCGGAUCUCCCACACGCUCUAUGACUUGGACAAGAUCAUCGAGUUGAACGGUGGCCAGUCCCCGUUGACCUAUAAGCGAUUCCAAACCCUGAUCAGCCGCAUGGAGGCUGUUGAGACUCCGGUUGAGUCCAUCACAGCCGAAGUGAUGGGAAAGUGCACGACACCGGUGUUCGACGACCACGAUGACAAGUUUGGAGUGCCCUCUUUGGAGGAGCUGGGUUUCAACACAGAGGGGCUAUCUUCAGCCGUGUGGCCCGGAGGGGAAACCGAAGCCCUCACCCGUCUGGAAAGGCACUUGGAGAGGAAGGCUUGGGUGGCUAAUUUUGAGAGGCCCCGGAUGAACUCCAACUCCCUGCUGGCUAGUCCAACAGGGCUCAGCCCCUACCUGCGCUUCGGUUGCCUCUCCUGCCGCCUCUUCUACUUCAAGCUCACAGACCUCUAUAAGAAGGUGAAGAAGAACAGCUCUCCCCCUCUGUCGCUAUACGGGCAGCUGCUGUGGCGUGAGUUUUUCUACACGGCAGCCACCAACAACCCACGCUUUGACAAGAUGGAAGGGAACCCCAUCUGCGUACAGAUCCCCUGGGACCGUAACCCCGAGGCGCUGGCCAAGUGGGCUGAGGGGCGCACAGGCUUCCCCUGGAUUGAUGCCAUCAUGACCCAACUGAGGCAGGAGGGCUGGAUCCACCACUUGGCCCGGCAUGCUGUGGCCUGCUUCCUCACCCGGGGGGACCUGUGGAUCAGCUGGGAGGAAGGCAUGAAGGUGUUUGAGGAGCUGCUGUUGGACGCAGACUGGAGCGUGAACGCAGGCAGCUGGAUGUGGCUCUCGUGCAGCUCGUUCUUCCAGCAGUUCUUCCACUGCUACUGCCCCGUGGGCUUUGGCCGUCGCACCGACCCCAAUGGCGACUACAUCAGACGCUACCUACCCAUCCUGAGAGGUUUCCCUGCCAAGUACAUCUAUGACCCCUGGAACGCCCCCGAGAGCGUGCAGAAGUCAGCCAAGUGCAUGAUUGGCGUGCACUACCCGAAGCCCAUGGUGAACCACGCCGAGGCCAGCCGUCUCAACAUCGAGCGCAUGAAGCAGAUCUACCAGCAGCUGUCCUGCUACAGGGGCCUCGGGCUCUUGGCGACGGUGCCCUCGAACCCCUCUGGCAACAGUGAGGCAGCUGGCAACAUGGUUGGGCUUCCCCAUGGGGAGGCCGCCCAGGACAGCUUGGGUACGAUCGGACACCAGGUUCCUGCAAACCUUGUGGGAGACUGGAGUGGCGCAGUGAUGGCACAUCCCCAGGGAGAAUCCAAGCCUGGCGGCAGCACCCAGCAGCAAAGACGUGGCCACCACACGAGCACAAUGACCACGGUAAAACGCCCGAGCGAGGACUCCACUCCAGGGGUUGUCUUCAAGGUGCAGAGGCAGAACAGUAACUAGCUCUCCAGAUGAUUUAAAAACCCCAGAAUGAAAGCCUACACCGUCACACAGAGCAUGGGUAUACCUGACAGGAUCCUCUUUAUUAAUGCUUUUUAUCAGUUAUGCUCCGUGGGGAAAAAAUACAUUUUUAUGAAAUGCAUGGUCCUUUCUGCAAACACAUUUUCACAUUUUUAAUGUUUCAAAGUGAAUAUUAUUUCUGGGACAGUACCGACUUGUGUAUAUACUGUAAGACUUUGAUUAAUUCAGUUCACAUAGAAAUUGUAAAUAUUUGCUAUUGUAUGGGUUUCUUUUUAUGUGUAGCCAUAGACCCAAUGAUAUAUUUUUGAUAAAAAAAAAAAGGCAAUGUUACCUGUGUUUUUAGACUUUGUAGGCGUUGUUCACCACACCAAUCUUUUGCUUACAGAAAGUUUUGAUUUUUGGUUCUAUACCCAUCCUGUCUCUCUCAGCUCCCUGCUCCCCUUUGUUGCUGCACAGUUUUAUCACCAGUGUGUACAGCAAAAUAUGAAGUUGUUCUGUGCUUCUCAUCCUUUCACUUUGUGCUGUUUUAUUAAAAUAUGAGCUAAUGUAUGAAUUCUUGCCUUCAUGUAAUUUUUGUUUUUUUUUAAUUAGCAACUGCAUGACUGUAAUUUUCACUUGAAUUCAAAAUAUGACUGGCAAAUAUUUUCAUGGAUUCUUACAUUUUAAUUGGAGUUGAGGCAAAAAUUUUAUUAUAGUCAUGCACUGCUUAAUGACGUUUUUGCUUAACGACUGACCGCUUAUACGACGGUGGUCCCAUAAAAUUAUAAUGGAGCUGAAAAAUUCUUAUUGACUAGUGACGUCGUAGCACAACGUGUUACUCAUGCGUUCAUGGUGGUACUCCUGUAAACAAACCUACUGCA